UCGAAGCUAACUCAAUGAUUGUACAAACGGUUAACAAUUAGAAUGCUGUUCGUUUGACGACCCGUAGCUUCUUAGAAACCGUUGCCAUACGGUAGACAAACACAAGCAAGUCAAACAAAUGGAGGAUUUAUCUGUGUGAAACUUGCAAAUCUGAAGAAGAAUGUGUGCUGCUGUGACUUAUUCUCCAGGAGAUGUUGUUUGGGCAAAAGUCCCUCGCUAUCCGUGGUGGCCUGCAGAGGUUGUAGCCCAGGAAGACUGUAAAAUUGUUAAUCAUGGGAAGAAAAAUCCUAUAGCUUACAUCACUUUUCCUUGUGAAGAUGCUUAUGAUAUUAUUCGUUCCGAAUCUAAUAUCUUGCCAUUUAAUACAGAACACAAGAAGAACUACAUAAAGAAAGGUGAAAAUCUGCCAAAUGAUUUGAGUCAAAGAUUCCUGAUGGCUCUAAAAUGUGCUCAAAAAGCUGCCAAGGACAACACUGAUGUUACACACAAAAAAAGCUCAUCGGUUAAGAAUCCAAAUGACUCUAUAUUUAAUAGUUCCUUGAACAGUAAGUCAUCUGUUGCUGGUAGUUCACACAACCAAGCAGAUUUACUUUCUGACAGUCCUCCGGCUACAUCUGGUGCCAGCAGCACUAUUACUAGUUACACAAAUGAGACCAGUGACCAUUUGAAGUAUACCUGUAGCCAGUGUAACUUUUCUACUUGUCGGCUAAAUUUGAUGUUAAUUCACUAUAAACCUGAAGAAAAUGUACUCCGUUGUCCUAGUCUGCCUGAAUCUUUUGUGGCAAAUGCUGACAGCCGUAAGCGUCGAAUGGUUGAGAAUGAUGCAUAUCUGAGAAGCCAACACUACAAGGCCCCACGUCGCUUGAGCACACCAGAAGUCACCAGUCGUGUUCCUUGUUAUGCCCGGAAACCAGCCUCACCUCCACCUCAGAAGGCCUUACCUACCACAGCUCACGACAGAGGUAGUUGCUAUAUGUUUCAUGAUGAACCCAUCCGACAGCCAGCACAUAAACCCAGCUUUUCAUACCGGUCACUUCAGAAAAAAAAAGAUAACUCCUCUUCCGUGGGAGAAAAUGAAAACUCCAAACGCAGUAUUAGUUCUUUUACACAACCAAAGACUUAUACCAAACUGAAGUCAUCGAAGGAUCAAAGAAAUGGUGUAUUGUCUAUUGGCAACACAGAGAAAAGAAAAGAGUUCCAGAUGAAGUCAAGUUAUGAUACUAGCACUCCUUCAGAAAAUAAACUAGAACGGCCAACUAGAAGACCUCACUCCAGUGGUGAGAAAAGAUCCAAUGGAGAGAAAGAUGAGAAGGAAGAGGAAACAACAACAAGGAAGAAACUUCUUUAUUCUGAAAAGAAAAAUUCAGAUUCCAACCUUGAGAACAAAUCUGGUUCAUCUGAUGAAAGCUCCUUUGGUACUGAUGAUGAGAUGUGCGACACUAUCACUUCUUCAAAAGCUGACUCACCUGUUGUGGAAAAUGAUGCAGUAUGGGUUAAAUUCAACAAAUAUCCUUUCUGGCCUGCCUUGAUAAGUAAAGUAUAUAAAAAGAAACAACACAUUUACCGACUUGGCAUCCGUUUUUUUGGUGAAAUUCUCUCAAAGGAAUCACUGGAGUUUGGCAUUCGUUACAACAAGGAAUCGGUUAUCCCAUUCAAUGAUCUACGAAAAGAAGAAUUUAUUAAAAAAGGAGAAGAAUCUGAGUACAAAGAAAAGUUUAGCUUGGCUCUAAAGAAAGUAAAUGAAUUUUUAAGAAAAGGUGAUUCUGAAAUAACCAGUGACAACACAGAUCAAUAUAUUUACAAGUCAAGUUGCAGCUCACCAGAUCCUUCUCAAUAUGAUAAAACAGAUGCAGACAACAGCAUAGCCUCUGAACCGUCGUCGUGGUACCCAGUGGACAAUGUGAAUAUUGUGGAGGACAGACAAACAGUUGAAAUGGUUUCAAGUGUUCUUGUGGAUACUCCAGAAGAUGUUUGCCAAACUGUCUUAGAGCUGGAUGCUUCAGAACAAUCUAAAGAAUUAUCCACCGUAAGUGUAAUGCCAGAAAUCUGGAUUCCUAGUGUUGAAGAAACCACUGCCGUUGGUAACGAGGUUGUUCUUCAUGAUAUUGAUGCUGAAGUUCUUGUCCCCACUGCUACAGACUGAUAGAACAAUAUUGGAAGAGAUGAAAAAAUAUCUUUUAAAUCUGACCAUUAACAUCCCCUAGCCUCUAUCACAGCAGAUCACAACCACCACCACCACCACCACUAUUGCUACUUGUGCUCCUCUGUUCCAGCCAUUACCAUUGUGAUCAUCAAACCAACAACUACAAAUACUAAUGGGUCAGCAUUGUCCUUAAAAAUAUUAUUGCUAAUAUUUUCUCCAUCUCUCACACAGUCAACACAUGUUCAAACGAUUUUACUGCACACAUCUUCAUAAUAAAGAAUUUUUAAUCAUUCAAAAAAAACUGCAGAGGAAAGACUGAGAUUUUAGAGAAUAUUUUUAGGAGACACAAGCAGAAUCCACAAUUGUUCAUUUUAAACAGGUUUUUAUCAAUGCCCUUCGGGUUUAAAUCACCGUUUCAUCUGAUUUUCAUAUAUCUGGAUUAGCUCAACUACAUCUAGUGCAGAAAUGUAUCUAAAACUCAAAAUAAAUUCAUUUAAGUAUU
Molecule: messenger RNA, 2645 nt
Organism: Octopus sinensis (East Asian common octopus)
Lineage: Eukaryota; Metazoa; Mollusca; Cephalopoda; Octopoda; Octopodidae
Exons: 14
Coding region: 161-2143 (660 amino acids)
Source: RefSeq, a predicted model, not a curated record